AAUUUCAUCAGGAGAAUGUCUCCUCGAUUUUCUCCAAUUCGCAAUCAUUCAUCUCAAUUCCCUCAUCUUCUACAUCAUAUUGGUGGCUGCUACAUGAACGUCACUGGAAGAUAAGAUGCCUCCGACCGCCCCGGGCAGUUUCCGCGACCAUCUUAAGUCCGACGAUGGCAGCUCCACCAGGAAGAGCAGCGGCAAGCGCUACGCUCCUCUACAAGAGUCCAUCCCUGAAGAAGAACGAAAUACCUACGAUGAUGAUUCAGACAGUUACUCCUCCGAUGAAACCAUCAAACUACGUCGCGUCGACCCCCGCGGCGCUGGUUCCGCCGCGAACAACUCCGCCGCCUACGUCCCCGCCGUCCCUGACGAUGGGAAUAUCGAGUCAUAUUUAGACAGUAUCGCCGAGGCAGAGCUGGAGCUGCUCUCUGCAUCGAAGCAUGAUUUUGAUGUCGAGGAUGAUGACGACUUUGAUAGUGAGAGUGAGGGAUAUACACGCCGCCGACGCCGGGAGCGACGACGGUCGUAUCUAGAGCGCGAUCGGUUGAAAGGGUGGCGGGGGUAUCGGUCUUCGAGAUAUUUCUGCCCGGCGCUGGUCGCCGUCAGUAUGGGAUUGAUAUUGCUGGUGAUUGGGUUUUUGGGGAUGGCGAGGUAUCGAUCGACGAAGAAGCCGAAAUAUCACAUGGUUGAUUCUGCCUCGUGGUUUCCGACCCCUCGUGGAGGAUCUUUGCAGCAUUGGGCGGAUAGUUAUGGCAAGGCGCGACAUAUGGUUGAGAAUAUGACGCUCAUUGAGAAGAUCAACAUCACCACUGGAACGGGCUGGCAGAUGGGACUCUGUGUUGGAAAUACGGGUUCUGCUGAGCACGUCAAAUUCCCUUCGCUCUGCUUGCAAGACGGACCUCAGGGUCUGCGAUACGCGGAUCACAUAACUGCUUUCCCUGCUGGUAUCACGACAGGCGCUACAUGGAAUCGGACUCUCAUCCGCGAGCGGGGAAACGCGCUGGGACGAGAGGCACGAUUGAAAGGUGUCAAUGUACUCUUGGGUCCGUCGAUUGGCGCGCUGGGAAUGAACCCCGCGGGUGGUCGCAACUGGGAGAGUUUUGGUUCGGAUCCUGUAUUGCAGGGAAUUGCUGCCGCGGAGACCAUCAGGGGUAUCCAGAGCAAUGGAGUUAUGGCAACGGCGAAACACUAUGUGAUGAACGAGCAGGAGCACUUCCGAAAGCCGUAUGAAUGGGGCUUGGAGUCUGCCUUGUCGUCAAACAUUGACGAUCGCUCGUUGCAUGAGGUGUUUGUGUGGCCAUUCGCAGAGAGUAUCCGGGCGGAUGUCGCGAGUAUCAUGUGCGCGUACCAAAUGGUGAACAAUAGUUAUUCGUGCGAGAACAGCAAAUUGCUCAACGGCCUUCUCAAGGAUGAACUUGGGUUUCAGGGAUUCGUGCAGUCUGACUGGCAGGCUCAGCGGUCUGGAGUCAACAGUGCUCUCGGUGGGUUGGAUAUGAGUAUGCCCGGGGAUGGUUUGCGUUGGGCAAAUGGUGUCUCCCUAUGGGGUGGUGAGCUCACCAAGGCCGUUCUCAAUACGACGAUUCCUAUUGAGCGAUUGAACGAUAUGGUUAGUCGUAUCGUGGCUGCUUGGUAUCAACUUGGACAGGAUAAAUGGGAGGAAAAGGUGCCCAACUUUUCCUCUUGGACCAACGAUCAGAUUGGCUGGUGGCAUCAUGGAAGCGAUAAAAAUGAAAACAGCACCUACGGUGAAGUGAACCGCUAUAUCAACGCCCAAGGAUCUGGAGAUCAAGACCAUUCAGUCACCGCCCGGCGGGUUGCCGCUGAAGGUACAGUGCUGCUGAAGAACGUGGACGAUGUGCUUCCCCUAUCUCGAAAGGGAUCCAAGCCAGGAGGCGUAUACCGAGUGGGUGUUUAUGGUGAUGAUGCCAGUCCAGCCGGCGGACCCAACUCGUGUCCCGAUAAAGGAUGUAACGCGGGCACCCUGGCGUCGGGCUGGGGUAGCGGUACUGUCGAAUUCCCGUACUUGGUAAGUCCGGUAGAUGCUUUGGCGGAGGCUUGGGAAGGCGAGAAUGUAGAAUUCUCCCCUUAUCUGCGCAACGGAGUCAUGCCUGUGGAUGCAGAGGACAAGGAUCUAUGUCUGGUGUUUGCGAAUGCGGACUCGGGCGAAGGAUAUAUCAGUGAAGGCGGGAACCACGGUGAUCGCCAGCAUCUCUUCUUACAAAAGGGUGGUGAUAGCCUGAUCAAAACAGUGGCUAGCCACUGUGGGAACGGGAAUGGAAAGACAGUGGUUGUGAUCCAUGCCGUCGGGCCGGUGGUGAUGGAACCGUGGAUUGAUCUGCCAGGUGUGGAUGCAGUUGUGCUGGCCAACCUGCCUGGGCAGGAGAGUGGCCACGCCUUGGUGGACGUGCUAUUCGGCGAUGUCGAUGCCAGUGGUCGUCUGCCGUAUACGAUUGGAAAGUGCAUCGAGGAUUAUGGCCCGAGUGCACAGGUUCUGUAUGAACCGAAUGCGCCAGUUCCGCAGGUCGACUUUAAGGAAGGACUAUACAUUGACUAUCGAUAUUUUGACCGAUACAACAUCACGCCGCGAUUCGAGUUUGGCUAUGGACUAUCGUACACGAAGUUUGCGCUGUCUGGCUUGAAGAUUUCCACCCUACGAUGGAAAUCGCGUCUGCCAUCAGCGCGACCAGUGGAUCCAGUGUUUCCCCCUGAGUACGACACCACAGCGCCGAACGAGUCGGUGCUAUUUCCCCCGGACUUUAACGCCGUGAACAAGUACAUCUACCCAUACUUGCCUACUUUGCAGGGCACCAAGCCAGGCCACUAUCAAUACUACCCCAAAGACUACAAACUACGUCAAGCACCAUCACCAGCCGGAGGCGGCGCCGGCGGCAACCCAUCUCUCUACGAAGAAAUCGCCGAGGUCAAAGUGACCGUAACCAACACGGGUGCUCGUGCCGGACAAGAAGUCGUGCAGCUCUAUCUCUCCUUCCCACCCAACGUCACCGAGGUAACUCACCCGCACAAACCAGCAAAAGCGGACAAGAACCAGCCGGCGCCUCCGCCCGUGGUAGAAGAGAUCGAAUUCCCCGUUCGGGUGCUACGCGACUUUUCCAAGGUGGCGCUGGAACCGGGGAAACGGCAGGAGGUGCGGAUGGCGCUGAGACGGAAAGAUCUGAGCUACUGGAGCGUCCGCGAGCAGAAUUGGGUGAUGCCUGAUGGAGAAUUUGGGGUUUGGGUGGGGAGGAGUUCAAGGGAUUUGGCGUUGGUGGGGAGUUUCUAAGACUGUAGCCGAUAUACUGAUGUCAUUGCUGUAUAAAUUGUAGAUAAAUAUAGACACCUCAAACAAUGUCUUGGAUACAUCAAAUGAAAGGUCAAAAAAUUUUCAACUCCGGCGUGCCCGAGUGCUAAAGGCGAAA
This is a messenger RNA of Aspergillus wentii DTO 134E9, 3410 nucleotides long. Its product is annotated as beta-glucosidase. The coding region runs from base 116 to 3274 and encodes 1052 amino acids. The transcript has 3 exons. NCBI's taxonomy places the organism in Eukaryota, Fungi, Ascomycota, Eurotiomycetes, Eurotiales, Aspergillaceae. Gene Ontology annotation, biological process: glucan catabolic process. The record is from RefSeq and is a predicted model, not a curated record. Gene Ontology annotation, molecular function: beta-glucosidase activity.